CAGACGUAGCAUUAGCCGCGGCUAGCAUAGUAAAUGUUUAUGCGACAGUACAAACAGUACAGUAUUUUUGUGUGUAUCUUAUAAUGUUGUCACUUUCAGUCGUAUAAUCAUGAAAAACGAGGUGGAAGAGACGCCAAAAUUUUAUGUGUGUAACUGUUUCACCACUGAUAAUAUUUUUGUGGAGGACUACAAGCUCCAUGUUCGUUAUGUGUCGGAGCAGCAGUUCAGACUGGACUAUGAAACAGUGCUCAGGAGGCUUGGCUGUUUGACAGAUCAGCAGUUUGAGGACGUCCACAAUAAGAUUUGUCAGGAAGUGGCCAGACGGAGGCGUUUAGGUGUGACGUCUGCAGAGCGAGCUGCUGUUAUCAAAGACACUUACCAGCCUCUCCAUCCUCACGUCUACCAUCUGCAGGAAUCCCACCUCGCUCCAGAGUUCAAGCAGAUGGUGGAGUACUGUCGAAGCAGCGGUGCCAGCGCAGAAGGUCUCCUUGAACUUUUGGAGGAAGAGGCAGCUCCGAGGGUGUAUCGAUUCCCUGUGUUUGAGAAAAGUUUUUGUGAGGAACUGCUGGAGGAGCUGGAGCACUUCGAGCAGUCGUCAGCCCCCAAAGGAAGACCCAACACCAUGAACCACUAUGGGAUCCUCCUGAAUGAACUGGGCUUCGAUGAGGACUUCAUUACACCCCUCCGUGAGCAGUAUUUACACCCGGUCACGUCCUUGCUCUAUCCAGACUGCGGGGGGCGCUGUCUGAACAGCCAAAAGGCCUUUGUGGUCAAAUAUGACAUGAAUGAAGACCUGGAUCUGAGCUACCACUACGACAACGCAGAGGUCACGCUCAACGUAUCCCUCGGGAAGGACUUCACAGACGGAAACCUAUAUUUUGGAGACAUGAGACAGGUGCCUUUAAGUGAAUCAGAGUGUACCGAGGUAGAACACAGGGUGACCGAGGGCCUCCUCCACCGGGGCCAGCACAUGCACGGGGCCCUACCCAUCUCCUCCGGUCAACGCUGGAACCUCAUCAUUUGGAUGAGAGCCUCACAAGAACGCAACAAACUCUGUCCCAUGUGCAACCAGAGGCCGUCGCUUGUAGAAGGGGAAGGAUUCGCCGAUGGGUUCACCAAGGAAUCCGCCUCUCUGCUGAACAGUUUGUGUGUAUUGACGUGACAUCCUAAGAAGUGGAUUCACACUCUGGGACUCCCUUUGGUUGUAUGUAAAAGUGCAUAGACGCAGACACCCUCCCAUAGAAGCUGCAAGAAUAAAUUAGCUAGAUAAUUUGUUCAAAAUAAUAGGGAAUUUGAAUGUGUUCCAAAUUGGAAUAAUGAUUAUUUAUUAUCUUUACUAUCGAUUAUGUAAUAUACUGUACUUACAGCUCUGGAAAAAAAUAAGACACCACUGCAAAAUGAUCACUUUCUCUGAUUUGACCAUUUAUAGGUAUGUGUUUGAGUAAAAUGAACAUUUUUGUUUUAUUCUGUAAACUACCGACAACACUUCUACCAAAUUUCAAAUAAAAAUAUUGUUAUUUAGAGCGUGUAUUUGCAGAACAUGACACAUGGUCAAAAAAACAAAAAGAUGCAGUUUUCAGGCCUCAAAUAAUGCAAAGAAAACCAGUUCAUAUUCAUUUCUAAACAACACAAUACUAAUGCUGUAACUUGGGAAAAGUUCAGACAUCACUAUUUGUUGGAAUAAAUUCAAAUUCAAGAAACUCAGGAAUGUUCAAUAGCUUCUGACCAUCCAUUUUUCUCUUGAUUAUAUUCCACAAGUUUUCAAAGUGGGUUCAGGUCUGGAGAUUGGGCUGGCCAUGACAGGGUUUUCAUCUGGUGGUCCGUCAUCCAUGCCUUUACCGACCUACCGACGAGUCCAGGAGGAUUAUCCUGAUAGAAAAACCAGUCCUCAGAGUUUGGGAACAUUGUCAGAGCAGUAGUCCAGUCGUAUUCAAUAGUUAUUUUUGGAUUCCAAUUACUUUU
Messenger RNA from Sphaeramia orbicularis (orbiculate cardinalfish), 1962 nucleotides. RefSeq names its product 2-oxoglutarate and iron-dependent oxygenase domain containing 2 (gene ogfod2). The record is from RefSeq and is a predicted model, not a curated record. The transcript is spliced from 8 exons. Gene Ontology annotation, molecular function: oxidoreductase activity, acting on paired donors, with incorporation or reduction of molecular oxygen; iron ion binding; L-ascorbic acid binding. Bases 110 to 1162 code for a protein of 350 amino acids. Lineage: Eukaryota; Metazoa; Chordata; Actinopteri; Kurtiformes; Apogonidae.